Messenger RNA from Mus musculus (house mouse), 4773 nucleotides. It is a transcript of the gene Cnih3, whose product is annotated as cornichon family AMPA receptor auxiliary protein 3. Gene Ontology annotation, molecular function: channel regulator activity. The record is from RefSeq and is a predicted model, not a curated record. Gene Ontology annotation, biological process: vesicle-mediated transport. Bases 2968 to 3531 code for a protein of 187 amino acids. NCBI's taxonomy places the organism in Eukaryota, Metazoa, Chordata, Mammalia, Rodentia, Muridae. Gene Ontology annotation, cellular component: AMPA glutamate receptor complex; postsynaptic membrane; dendritic shaft. The transcript is spliced from 6 exons.
AUUCAAUAGUCAUUAAAAAAUAACUGUGUCUAUAUAAGUAUACAUUCAUUUUAAAUUCAUGGUUCCACUUGUUGGAAGGCAUACCUGCUUAAGGGAGAAAGCAACUCAUUUGACAAGUUAUAAAUCAAGACAGUAAAAUAUGUAUUUUCUAGGAAAUUCUCACAUACAGCAUCUUAAUAAUUUAUUUAAAAUGAGACAUCUAAACCCCUUUGAUCUUGUGGAGGUGAGAGUAACACCUUAGACAAUAUAUUAAACUUUAUCACUCAUACUUCAGAAAAAUGGUGUCAGUGGGAAACAUGCCAUGGGAAUCCCUUCUACAGACUAUGCUCAUGUCUGCUACAAAGAAAGUCUGGCAUUCCAGCCAAGAUCUCAGAAACAUCUCGGAAUGCUUUUUCAUUAGUGUCUAUUCAGUGUUUAAAGUAAAGAGUUUCCAGACUUAGAAAGACAAACAUUGCAUGUUCUCUCUCAUAGUGGGACCUAGCACCAAAUCUUGAGAUUUGUGUACUUGGAGAGUCUGUAGAAUUUAGGGGUGUCUCAGAGACCAGCAAAGAACAAGGGAUAUUGUCAUUUGCUCCAGGUUGCCCACCAGAACUUGAUGAUAAGGUUCUAUUGCAGAAGACAGGAGAUGGAGAAAUCAAGCUAGCAUUGAUUAGGGAGUUUCCUCUCUGCUUUCUACCUUUCAUAGUACCACAAGGAGCUAUGCAGGCUUCUGAGUGUAUGUGUGGCUCAUCAACAGUCUUAACCAGCUGUGAACCCAAUGAAUCUGAGUAAUGACAAUGUGGCAAGAUAUGCCAUGGGCACAACAGUGGCAUGAAUGUUAAAGGGGCAAUCAGCUGCUUCCCGACUGGGUUUAAGGUCUUUGAGGAGGAAACUCAUGCCUGCUACUAUAUAUCUGGCCCAGAAUCCAUGGUUGGGGAAUUGUUCAUGUCCAGAGGACACUCUCUACAAUUUUGCUAAAUGGAACUAGUAUCAAACUGUCCUCUAACUUUGUAUCUCUAUACCUAUAGGUUGGUGCAGCUCUUAGAUCUCAUGAGGGAAGUUGUUUUGUGCCGUGGAGGGCAGUUAAGGUAAAUACAUGACCUGUCAAAGUGCAGUGGAGUGCUCAGCCAGCCACAAAUGGACAAUCAUAUCACACUCCUUCUCCCUAAGUUUCAGGGACCAUCAUGGAGAGGUGGCAGAAAAGGGGCCAAAGCCUGUAAGAUCCAGAGGUUGGGGAGGAUGGGAGCGAAGCAUUCUUUUCUGUACAUAAUCCGAUGUUCUGAGGUGCACCUCAGAUUCCCGGGGGACUUGCUUGCUACUCGUCUCUCAGGACAUUUCUUCUUGCUUCCUGUGCUGACUCAUCUGAAAUCCAAGUUCUAUCUGCAGGGUUGGAUUUUUUUUUUUUUUAUUGAGCAAUUAUGAUACAAUUUUUUAAGAUGCUUAACCUCUGUGACAGAGGUCCCUACAUUUACGGAUUGACUGGGUACCAAUUGCUCCCUGCUAGGUCCUGUUGGGUUUGAAGACACUCAAUUGCUAUUCAGGUUUUAUUUAAGGAGGCUAAGAAAGUUGGAGGUAGGAGCGAGUCUGCUUUCAACAGUAAGCUCUUAGUAAUGUAAGCUCUUAGUAAUGCCACAGAGCAACACAGAAACACUUUCUGCACCCUUGCCUUAUCCCCUCCUCCCCCACCUCCCACUCCCCACUGACCAGGUUCCAAUAAUCCCAAGGUCAGAUGGAGCAGGAUAGUGGAGGAUGCGAGGGAUGGGCGCUGAUUCAGAAUCCUAUGGGGGGCACAGGGUAGAGCAGUAAAGGCACCCUAGAUCAGAAGUAGAUUACAGUUUGGGAAAUCUGCCUAAGCAGGACCCAACCAACAGGAGCCCUCCACUCCCUCGAUCCCUCACUUCCCUGCUCUGGUGUGCUCCAAAGGGCUGGAAGCCUAGGGGCGGCCGACGCGUUGUCGCCAUAGCCUUCCGCCUUCCCACUCUCUCCGGGCGCACGUGCUCAAAGAGUCCCUGCCCCUCCCGCCUCCGCGCGCGCGGGGCCGCAAGUUUCCUACGAGAGGCGGGCGAGCACCGCAUCUUCUCUCCGCCGCCUCCCUGGCCCCCGCCGCUGCCGCUGCAGUCUCCGCCCGCGGGGAGGGCGCGCUCUGGAGCCGGCGAGGGUGGGGCGCCGCGAGGGAGGGGUCCCAGCGCCGCAUUCCUCGCGGCGCCCGCGGCAGCAGCAGAAGCAGCAGCAGCAGCAGGUGGAGCCCCAUUCAGCUGCGAGCCGCUCUUGGCCGGAAACCCGCGCCGCAGCCGCCUGGCCGGGAGCUGGCCCUCCAGGCUGGAGCCCACGCCGCCCCGGCCCGACCCAGUUUCCCAGGCACCGGGUUACCGAAGCCGGCGGCCGGGGGACGCGGUUGGGUCCGGGGCCGGAUGCAUCUCAGUGCGCAUAGCUGCGCUGGGAGACCCCAGCCCGGGGCGCAGGGCUAACGGGACCUGGCCCACCUCAAGACUUGUGCUCUGGGGACAGAGCGGCUUUGGGAUUCGGAGUCCAGGCACCUGGCCGGAGGCUGUUGAAGUCUGGGUGUCGUGCUCACCCCACCUCUUUGCUUGGGCACCAACAGAGAGAGCUCUUUCCAGAGGACCGGACCUCCUCGCCUGGUCCAGAGUGGAGUCCUCGCACCCGGUGCCUGUUAGUUUCGAGAACCUUUCUAGUUGACACUGGUCUGCAGGUGUUCUCUGCUGGUUAGGUUUCUUCUUCGGCUAGGGGGACUGUUGCUACCAGAGGCAUUCUGUGCCUGUGGGCGCUCCAAGUCCCGGGUCUCCAGUCCUGCCAGAAUCGUCCGGGCUUCGCUGACCCUCAACUCUGUCUCUGCUUGUCGUGGGUGCUUCUAGUCGUUUGGGUUUUUACCCGGAGUGUGUAGACUAGACAUCUUUCUGACUGCUAAUUGGGAAGGCACUGGUCUCCAGGGAGCGGCUUUGUGUGUGGUGGGAUCCGGGGUCCUCAGCCAUGGCCUUCACUUUCGCUGCUUUCUGCUACAUGCUGUCCCUGGUGCUCUGCGCUGCGCUCAUCUUUUUCGCUAUCUGGCACAUAAUCGCCUUUGACGAGCUAAGAACGGAUUUCAAGAGUCCCAUAGACCAGUGCAACCCGGUUCAUGCGAGAGAACGGCUGAGGAACAUCGAACGCAUCUGCUUCCUUCUGAGAAAGGUCAGAGGGGUCCCCCCAGGUGGACGGAGGAAGGGUCGCAGAGAAAGGGGUCAGCAGGUGAACGGCAGCAGGGAGGGCAAGCUGGUGCUGCCCGAGUACUCUAUCCACAGCCUCUUCUGCAUCAUGUUCCUGUGCGCUCAGGAGUGGCUCACCCUGGGACUCAAUGUUCCUCUGCUUUUCUAUCACUUCUGGAGGUAUUUCCACUGUCCAGCAGAUAGCUCAGAGCUAGCCUACGACCCACCAGUUGUCAUGAAUGCGGACACCUUGAGCUACUGCCAGAAGGAGGCCUGGUGUAAGCUGGCCUUCUACCUCCUCUCCUUCUUCUACUACCUGUACUGCAUGAUUUACACCUUAGUGAGCUCCUAACUCAGACCCUGCUGAUGGAGAGGCCGAAGCUGGGAACCACUGCGGCUGUGGCUAGAGGAGCACCAGAUGGGGAUGACGGAGAGACCCAGAUGGCAGAGACCGAAUGAAAGGAACGGGAGUCAUACAGCAGUCAGAGCCAUGUUACCCACGUGUGUCUGUUUCUGCCUUCGCAUUUCACAUCCCACAUGGGUUGCAGGGCCCCUCUGAGCAUGGGCGUGCCAGCUUGUAGCUGAUGAAACACUCAACCUCUGGAGAUGCCAUUAUUACUUCCUUCAUCCACUUCACUGAGCAGCAGAACUGUGCGAGUUUCACAUGGAGAGCUCGUCUGGAUGGUAGAAAUGAGGCCAGAUGCUGGCAGGUGUCGAACAAGGGACAGAAUGGCUCAGGGCCAAGGCCAGAUCUUCAGGGAUGGCUGAGACCCACAGGGACACCAUGGGCUGCCCAAGACUCUUGUCAUUUUUUUUCCAGAGCUGUGGUCACAUGCUUUGCUCAGUGCAAGGCAGAAAGCUGUGGGGACUGCCCUGAGCCACCUCUCACGUCACUUUUACGCUCUGUGUCCAGGAGCCUGGGCUGUGGCUUCCUGAGCUGGGUGUGGCAGCAAGCCCUGUCCAGUGUGAACUGGGGAGGGGGAGAAAAUGGAUUUCUAAAAAUGUCUGCAACAUGUCCCAGGUGUGAGUUCUUCACCCUCCCAAGAUGUAUUCUGCCACUGUGCCAAAAAUUCAUCAGAGUCAUUACAUGCCAAUCAGCUGGCUGGCAUGAGCCAAAGCAAAAAACAAAACAAAACACCAAACCAAACCAAACCCCUCAAAAUAGUGCGAAGCCCAGAAACAGAGAGCUGCUCUGUGUGUGGGUAUGGACAGCCAGGAAGUGAGACAACACAAUUAUCACAUCCAUUGAUGCUUCACGGCCUUUGUGCUCCUCAGUUCAAUGUGGGGACAUCGCUUAUUUAGAAAUUUCCACUUGACUUUUGCUCCUUUUUUGGGUGGGAGUUGCAGGACAGGUGUAAAUACUGACAAGGCUGAGUUUUUAUGAUGCUUAAACUGGGCACAAUGAUUUUAACCUGAUUCCCCAAACUGCCUUGCUUUCUACCAUUACACACACAUACACACACACACACACACACACACACACACACACUAUUUAUAUAUGUACUGGUUCCCAUCUGAAUUCUGUGACUCAGUUUUUUGAAUGGUGUUUGUGUAACACAUUGUGUGCUAUGUUUAAGAUGCAGCAACAACUUGA